Molecule: messenger RNA, 483 nt
Organism: Mytilus trossulus (common blue mussel)
Lineage: Eukaryota; Metazoa; Mollusca; Bivalvia; Mytilida; Mytilidae
Product: basic phospholipase A2-like
Exons: 4
Coding region: 36-452 (138 amino acids)
Biological process (GO): arachidonate secretion; phospholipid metabolic process; lipid catabolic process
Molecular function (GO): phospholipid binding; calcium ion binding
Source: RefSeq, a predicted model, not a curated record
AUUCCAAAAGUGUUUUAAAUGAAGUGAGGAAGUAUAUGGAAAGAUCAGAAUUAGAUGAUGUGAACGCAUUGGAUGAUCAAGAUGAUGUACAUAGUAACAUAAGUAAAAAGGCGAUGUGGAAUUCUUCCAAUCUGAUGAUCGCAAUUUUUGGAUACAGUCGGGGUAUAGCACUUCUUGAUUAUGGUUGUUAUUGUGGAUUCGGGGGUGCAGGUACACCAGUAGAUGGUAUAGAUCGGUGCUGUCAAGUUCAUGACAAAUGCUAUGGGGAUGAAGACAGCUGGUGGUGCCGGACUAAAUGGACACAUUAUAAUUACAAGAUUUUGAAUAUGAGGACAGUUCACUGCAAAGAUAGUUAUGGUUCCUGUAAAUACAGAGUUUGUAGAUGUGACAAGUUGUUUAUAGAUUGUCUACAUAGAAACACAUACAACCCAGCAAACUAUAACAUCUGUUAAUGUAUUGAUCAAAUACUGUAAACCAGAUAAU